AAAGCUUUCAGAGCACUGUGUGGAAUGAAUUGCUUGCAGGACUUCAAAGUGUUGCUGUGCUAACGAGGCAGGGGCGAAUUUGCAUACGACUUUAAUCAGCUGAAUACUGAUUAUGCUUCAUUAUGGGCACUGCCAGCUGUACUCUUUGUUUCUGCUCUAUAUUCUGGGGGAAAAAAAAAAAAGUUUUUCACAGUCUGGUUGUCGUGACGAUCAUGGCAGUAAGUGAGAGAGGGAGCGAGGGGGGAUAAGUGAGAGAAAGAGAUCGGUAGAGGAAGAGCAGUCUUCUCUGUAGGCUUAGCUUUACUCUGCUGUGCAUUAUACAGCUGUAGUCUGUACUUGUGUGCUGGUAUUUUUUUGGUGGUUGUACUGGUCUGUAAGCAUCUCAAAAAGAGAAGUGUGUGCUGUUCUGGGUUUUAUUCUGCUUUUGUGUGGGGUGAGAGACAGUUGUGGAUGCUUACGGAGAACAUGCUUGAGAGAACAGGUGCAGCUGUUUCUGAUUCUAGAAUGAGUAAUCCGUCAGAAACAAAUAAAUGUGCAAUGGAGAGUGGGGACAGAGACACAGGUGCCCAAACAAACGGACUGGACUUUCAGAGGCAGACAGUGCAAACAACAAAUGCAAUCACCAAUGCACAAGCACAAGCCUUGCUCCAACAGUUGACUCUGACUCCAGCGCAACAGCAGUUGUUGCUGCAGCAGGCUCAGGCGCAGCUUUUGGCUGCAGCUGUGCAGCAGCACUCGGCCAACCAGCAGAGCAGCACCACAGGAGCGAGUAUCUCUGCCUCCGCUGCCACGCCGAUCACACAGAUCCCCCUUUCUCAGCCCAUUCAGAUCACACCUCAGUUGCAGCAGCUGCAGCAGCAGCAGAACCUCAACUUGCAGCAGUUUGUACUGGUCCAGCCAGGUCAUCCAAUUGCCGCCCAGCUGCAGCCAGCGCAGUUCAUCAUCUCACAGACGCCACAGGGCCAACAGAGCCUCUUGCAAGCCCAGAAUCUUCUAACUCAACUACCUCAAAGUCAAGCCAACCUCCUGCAGAGUCAGCCAAGCAUCACUCUUGCCACACAGCCAGCAACACCGACCCGCACGAUAGCAGCUACCCCCAUCCAGACCCUCCCUCACAACCAGACGACACCAAAGCGCAUGGAAACGCCCAGUCUGGAGGAACCCAGUGACUUGGAGGAACUAGAGCAGUUUGCCAAGACCUUCAAACAGAGGAGGAUCAAACUGGGCUUCACUCAGGGGGAUGUCGGCCUUGCUAUGGGAAAGCUAUAUGGAAAUGACUUCAGCCAAACCACCAUUUCUCGCUUUGAGGCCUUGAACCUGAGCUUUAAAAACAUGUGCAAGCUGAAGCCUCUGUUGGAGAAGUGGCUAAAUGAUGCAGUGUGUGCAGAGAACCAGACUUCAGACCAAGGCCUGUCCAGCCCCAGCUCUAUUGGCUCCCCUGGGCUGGGCAUGGAGGGCCUUAACCGCCGUCGGAAGAAGAGGACCAGCAUCGAGACCAACAUCAGAGUGGCCUUAGAAAAGAGCUUUCUAGAGCAGAACCAAAAACCUACCUCUGAGGAGAUCACCAUGAUCGCUGACCAGCUGAACAUGGAGAAGGAGGUGAUCCGUGUAUGGUUCUGCAACCGCCGGCAGAAGGAGAAGAGGAUCAACCCGCCCAGCAGCGGCAGUGCUGCCAGCACCCCCAUUAAAGCAAUCUUCUCCCCCUCCACACCCCUGGCACCUAGCACAGCCAGUCUUGUGACCAGUAGCACCUCGACUACACUGACUGUAAAUCCUGUUCUGCCUCUCACCAGCACGAGCAUCUCCAGCAUUGGACUCACUGGCACCACUGUGGGCUCGGCAACUACUAAGACUGCAUCCGCCAUCUCCACGGUGCCUGCUGUGACCACAGCAACGUCAUCGCCCUCCAUCAGCCCCUCCCCCAGUACUCCACAGGCCAUGUCGUCUGAGUCGGUGGUGACUCAGGAGCCAGCAAGCACUGUUACCCAGGCACCCACCACACCAGUGAGCACACUAGGCCCAGGCCAGGUAAUGGUUGCUGCCUCUAGCCUGUCUGCCGCACUGCAGGGAGCUGCACAGCUGCCUACCAGUGCCAGCAUUGCCGCCAUGGCUGCAGCUGCAGGCCUCACCCCAGGCCUCAUGGCCUCCUCACAAUUCACUCCUGGUGGGGCUCUGCUGAGUCUGGCUCCUGGUGGUCUGGGCAGUGCGUUGAGUCCAGCACUGAUGAGCAACAGUACUCUGGCCACUAUCCAAGGUGUGUGGAAUGCUCUGGCUUCAAGCGGGACUCUGCCUAUCACCUCUCUGGAUGGCAGUGGGAACUUGCUUUUUGCCAACGCCAAUGCUGGCAGCACCCCGAACCUGGUGACGGCGCCUCUCUUCCUUAACCCGCAGAACCUGUCUCUGCUCACCAGCAACCCGGUGAGCCUGGUGUCUGCCGGGGGAGCUGCAGGGGCUGCUGGGGCCCUCAAUCUGCAUGUCGCUGCAGACCACAAUGCUGUCACCUCUGCGACAGUGCCCGCCUCCACCAUCAGCACCGCCUCCAAGGCCCAGUGAAAGCCCCAACCAUCUUUGGUCCUCCUCUUCCUCCUCCUCCUUUUCCUUCUCAUCAAUCAUUAUUUAAUCCCUGUGCUACCACCAAAAAGAAACUUACUAAAAUGAAGUUUUAUAUUAUGUUAAUAUUUUUGCUUUCUUUUUCAUACCUUCAUCUUUAUUUUAGAUGUUCUUUUUUGACCUUGUUGCCUGCUUUGAUUUUUCAGCAACAAACUGAAUGUUGGCGUUACAAGAGAGCCUAGCAUUAAGAUGGCCAAACUGAACUGUCUCUGGGCUGCACGCUUGCUCAAUUGGUAAUGCAAAGACGUUUUAUUUGAUUGAAUUUAACUCACUUUAACUCUGCGUUUCACAUUUAUGUCGUGUUAUUUGAUCCUAAAACACUCCUAACCAAAAACGCAUUACUUUAUUGUUUAUUUAACUGUUGAAUUACUCCUUAUUGAUAGCAUUUUUAGCCUUUACUGUGAUCAUUAUUACUGAGGAACUUUAAAGACACCUUUUGAUUUAAAAUAUUUUUGUCAGAGGUGCUGCUUUUCUGGCCUUUGGUACCUUCAUAUCAAUCUUUUUUUUUUCUUUUGGCUUAUGUUUUUUUUUUCUUUUGUUUUUUUAAUCUGAUGCAGCUUUAGUCCUAUAUAUUUCUCACAUGUGGUUACAAGGCUUUAAAGGAGUAAUAAGUGGCUGUGAUACGGUUUCAUUGCUUUUAAGGAAUCGUUUGUAUGGUCACUGAAACACUGAUUUAACAGAAGAAAUUCUCAGUACUUGGUAGCAAAGGUUUUUAAACGCUUUCUAGUAUGGGUCUGAAGUGUGGACCCCGAGAUGGGCUUAUUUACAUAGGAUAAAUAGCUUUAAAUGAUUGCAUGAGCAGUCAUUACAAAGGUGACAGGUCUUGGGCUGCAAUAGUAGGCAAUGUAGACCUCAGUCACUUAGAAUGAUUGUGGAGAUGGUGCACUGAGAGCUCCUGAAACUGUUAUGCUUCUGCUUAGUGGCAUAACCAUUUGAUGCCUAGACUGUGACCUGUAUUUGUCCCAAAGUCCGUCAGCCUCUUAAGGUCUUCCCAUCACAGGGUGUGCUGUCUGUGUAGUGUCACGGUGGGGUUAUAGGAGUUUGCUUUUGUGUGUGUGUGUGUGUGUGCGUAAGUGUUUUCAUGGAUUAGGUCAUAUUGGAGGAUGCCACCAAAUGUCUGGUGGCAACUGUAACAUUUCAAGAAGCAACUUGGCCCAGGGGAGGAAGGCCUGGUUGUCCUCUGUCCAGGAGAGUUUUAAGGUGUUUGCUUUUCUACUUGUGCACAGUACCUGUACCAAAAAAAAAAAAAAACUGGAUUUGAGAACUGUGGUCUGCCUGGUGUUUAGGGGGGAAAAAAACGUCAUAUUCUGAGUAAGAGGUCUUUUUUUUAAGGUUUUUGGCUGGCCUCUCUUUAUGAUAUACCAAAAAUAUUUGUUAAAACAUGUUGCUGUAUAUUACCAUUGUAGCGUAGGGUAAGUUUAAAUAUUUAUAAGUGGAAGCUCUUGGUAAACCACAGGAAAUAUUAUAAUGCAAUAUUUUGAAGAUCAUUUCCAAAGACAAAACUAUUUUUUAUUUUGGUUGAGAUGGCUUCCCCCCCGCUCUGCUCUGUCUUGUUUGUGCAGCUAACCAAAUAACCCGAGUGGAUAGGGAGGGUGGAGGUUUGAAAGAGGUGGAGGUGGUCAGGUCCAUGUACUGCAGCAAAAAAAAAAAAAAAAAAAAACACAAAAAAACACCCCAAAGUAACCUGACCCCCUCCAGGUUAUUGCUGAGAAGUCUUUGUGAGUGAGAGGUGAGUGGGGGUAGGGCUGAAGCAGGCGCCCUUUCUCUCUCUCUCUCUCUCUCUCUCUCUCUCUCUCUCUCACUCUCUCUCUCUCCCCCUCCCUAAUAAAGUUAAUAUAUUUCAUAGAUGCGCUGUGUGCGGAUGGAAACAAGGUGCUUUUUGUCUUACAGGUUCUUGUUUUCUGUGCGCUUCUACGAUGCCAGUGUUUUUGUUCCUUAGAUUGAAAUAUCCACUAUCUAGGCAGGUUUGGGUCAAUAUUUAGGAGCUUUAGCAGACUGAUCUGUUAUUCUCCCCUUACCAAUGUAAUUCAGCCAUGAUGUAAAGCUUGAACCAAAGUCGUUUUCUUGCUAGCUGCUGUGCCUGUGGGGAUCAGCGAAACGCUGGCCACACUAUCACCACUCUACACUACUGACAAGCUUCCUCAUGUCUUAUUUCUGUUCUUUACCAAACUCCUACAACUCAUAAUGAACAUACUUAAAUGAGUUGUCUUUAGCUUUAAAAUGUAAAACAGUGUGUGCCGUGCUCACAUCUUUUUUUGUUUUGUUUUAUUGUUUUUUUUUUUUUUUUUAAGUAUUUAAUGUUCAAUAGCAUAGGUAAAGGCCUCCAAGUGCCGAGUAUUUCUCUUUUUGCAAUGCUCUAUAUUUGAGUCAUCAAAUUGUAGUCCUAGAGGCUCCUAGAUCAGAUCUCAUCCUCAGUAGGUUUCACUGGAAUCCACUUGCGGCAUUAGCUUUUACGCUCUUGCCCCUGUAGUGUAUAUGACUGUGUGGACUGUGGAAAAAUCCCAAACCACUCCACUCUUUGACUGUCCUCUAAACCUGGCACAGCACUGGUACACGCAAACAAAAUAAAGCUUUAACGGUACAUAGUGUGGUAUACCAAAACCACUUGUUGCAUGGAUCGAGUUAAUAUGCAGUCAGGAUUAAUCUAUUCUUUUAAUUCUUAAUUUAUUUUAAUUUUUUUUUUUGUAUGUAGACUGUUCCUGGUUGAGCCUUGAUUUUGGUCUUUCAGCUCGGUAAUGAUACAUGCUUUUCCAGAGAAUGUCUAAUUAGAGGGUGCACUCUGUCAGCCAGACAUCAGGUCACGUGUAAAUUAACUCUAAAUACAUAUAUCAUGUAUCUCGAAAGCUCACUGGCAUUUUGAAUUUCAUCCUAGCUCCAUUCUUUUGACUCGGCCCCAUUUAGACGGGCCUGAGGAUUAUCGUCAAAUGUUUUCCGCUGGUUUCCAUCCAAUUCAACCUUGCAUGUUUUUUUUUUUUGUUUUUUUUAUUACCUCAUCAGCACUUAAAUGGAAGGUUUGCUUUAAGCAAAAUGGCACCAACAGACAAGAAAUUGUCCUUUUAAAAAUUUCAAUACUAUAUCAAAGAACAGAAAAAAACAAUGUUAAAUCUAACUACUACUGCUGUUUCAAGUACUACUACUAAUAGGGUACCUCCAGUUUUAUUUUUUAUUUUUUUGUCCUACUUGCCAAAGUGAAAAAGCCUUUGUCUUUGUGGCUUGUUGCUGCUCACUCCGCUGGUUCUGUCCUGAGGCUGCCACAUGGCCUUAUGGGACUUGUAGUUUUAUGUAUGGUUAUGUAUCGCCGUUGUUUUAGUGCAGUGGUGUGGUGCCGGGACGCGUGGGAAGUUUCUGAAAUAUUUAUCCGAGGAACGACUUAAAUAAUUAGAGAAAGAACUGUUUCCCUAAAUUCUAUAUAUAGAUAUAUAAAUAUGCAUAUGUAUUAUACUCAUAUUUUAUAAUUCAACUAAUAUAAAGAUUGAAUGUAGUGUUUUGUCAUGCUUAUUCACGAAAAAAAACAACCAACCAACCAAAAAAGAAAAAAAUAAUACCUUACUUACUUUUUAUGAUAGCAAUUGAACUGAAACUGAAAACUUUCAAGACCAAAAAUGUAACACCACACCCUUUGAAUGUGGAACUAGCUGUCAUUUACUCCCUCCACAGUUAAAUACAGGGGGCUUGCCAUGGUGCUCCCAGCUUCUACUGUUGCCUGGGAAAUGGACCCAAAAAGCACCCGAUCUUAACUCUCUGUUUAUUUGUAUUGACUUGAUUUGCUAUGUUGUUUUAAAACAAUCAUUUCAAUUUAUUUACUUUUAUUUUUCGUUUUAUAUUUUUUGUAUAGCAUGAGGGCGCAACAUCACUGGCUUUCUUUAACAAAAUUAACUUAUCAUUUAUGCCUUACUAUUAUUUUAGAAGAUUGACGCUUCGUAGCAAACCAUAGUAUGUCGGUUGGUGAGUGUAUAUUUGUGUGUGUUUGUGUUUGAGUGAGUGAAGGGAUGCAUUCCCGCAUGUUAUGUCUAAAUUUCACAUUGAUCGCUGAAAUAACGCUGUGAGUAUUGGACUUUUAUUGUUUUUUUUUAAAAGACGUUUGAUCAUACAAAAUGUUGCUACCUGUUUUUUUUUUGUGAUUUGUGCAGGUUGGAAACCUGUUGCAAAAAGCUUUACUAAUAACCCAACUCCAGCUGUUGUGAGGGUGAACGGGGUUGUCCUAGUUCUUGGUAGCUGUGCAUUCGCUUUCAGAGGUCAUCCUGUAGGGAAAAUAUUUCUCCGAAUUUGAUUGGAAGUAAGACUUCUAACUAAUGAUCAGUUGGGAAACAAAUAAGAAAUAUUAACAACCUUGAUGUCCAAAAUUUCUGAAAGCUUUUCUGACUGAUUGAGGCAAUGGUGACCACUCGGCUUAAUGCUUUUUAACCUGUGAUUGGAUUGAGUGGUGUUCCAGAGCCGGAUACGACUGAUGAGGCUUUGCAUUUCUGCAGCAGAUCUGAUGUAGUUUUAACUGUAGAUAAGUGCUCUGAUGAGUGGUUGCAUUAGAGAUUUUGGUUUUUUGGAGCGACUGUAGUUGUGUAGUUUCUGGCCUGUAGGUUGCUGCAGUAGGCCUUCAGUCCAUUGCUGAAAAAGGAUAAAGAUGAAAGCAGUUAUGGACCCGAUGGCUUGGUUUGCUGGAAUGGGUAAAAGGAGCUGUUGUAUACCUCAUUUCUAACUCGACACAGAGUAAAAACUUGCUUUAAUCUAUUUUGAAAAACAAACAAAGAAAACAAAACAAAAACCUAAUGGAAAAAAAAACCCUGUCCUGAAAGAGGAGCCUGCAGAUGUCUAUUUAGUGGAAAGGGCGAGGGUCCAGCAGCUGCUACGGAGACACACUACACACACAUACACUUAUUCAUGUCAAACUUUUAGAGUAUGACUCUUGAGAUUGAUUUUGUUUCUUACGUUUUACCCUUAAAUGUAGUUAAUACAUAUGAUAGCCAUAUUUAUUUUGCACCUUUGUCUUUUUAGUUAACCUUGUAGUUUAUUCUUAUGAUUUGACAAUCGUCUCCUUAAUGUCCUUCAUUUGUAUGAAUGUAACUUGCAGGGCUUAUUUGGUGUGUAUGUGUGUGUAUGUCUUCUUUGUGGCCCUGGCAGUCCUUAGCCCUGAACCUCUCUGUGGUAACCAAAGACUUACAAAGUGAUUGUAUGGACUCGGCUGUCUCUCCUUUCUUACCCUCCCUUCGUGGAUCUGAGAUGAUAAGGACAGAGGGCAGGCUUCUCCAAGGGACUUGUAAAAUUAACCCCUCUUUGACUGGGUGAUGUUAGUUAGUACACACUGAAGGACAUCCUGUGCACGCUGCAACCUGCUCAGGAUGAACUGUCUGCUCUCUGGACUCAAUGCCUUCGUCUUUAUAGUUGUAACAUUGCAAAUCUGUUUCUAUGAGUGUCUCUAACCAAAAAAACACACCUGACCUCUCCAAGGUUUCUUGUUCUGUACUGAUGUCUCGUUAUUUCAGUGUGCUGUUUUAACUUCUCUUUUACAAUUUGUCUCUGCUCUUUCCGCCAUCUUGAUUUUCUCUGUGCAACUAUGCAUUGUUGUCCUGUUUGCCGCCAGGGCCGUGUCUCUGCAACACCGCUCUUAACCAAAUGGGUCUUCGACACUUCACUCAGCAGCUUUAUAUGGAGUGCAAAGUCGACAGACGCUACAAGCUCUAUCCCAAAGCAAAAAUCCAAAUAUGAAAUGUUUGACACAUGCAGAUACCAAAGAUGACACUGUCUCUUGUCCUGUUUCUCUCUUCCUCUCCAAGCCCUUCAAUGUGUGUAUUAAGGAACAGAACCCAGCUCUGACAUUAGUCUUAACCUCAGUAAUUCCAAAGCUUAGAUGUAUAUUUUGGUAUUUUUCUGAAAUACUUAAGGAAAAAAAAAAGAAGCAAAAACAAAAAGUGGCAUUUUAAAAAUUCUGAUUUGUUGGAUGUAUUGCUCUUUUUCUGUCACAGCAUGGAGUUAACUGAAGAACUGUCUUACUAUUAGUAGGUUAAACAAAUAGUAUUUUUAUACUUUUUGGGUGUGUCUGUGUAUGUGAUUCAGUUUCACUGCCCAAGUUACCAUUGUUUUUCUUUUUAACAAAAAAAUAGGAAAAUGUACAUAGUGCUUCAGUCAAGGACUGUAAAUGGUCAUUCACAUUUCCUACAGCUAAAGCUUUUUUUCCACCAGUGUCAUAAAGUAGAUUGUAUUUCUGUGUGUCUUAUCUGAACUCUAAGCCACUGUUGUAAUAGUGAGGCUCAUUUAUUGUAUCCUGAGUAUCACUAUGGAGCAGGGCUUCAAUGCCUCUCACUCUGAACACAAGCUUUUGACUGGACUCUACAAUGGCUACAUCAUGGUAGCUUAGAACUGACCGAUUGUGUAGAAAUAUAAGUAUGUGAAUCAGGAUACAUGGUAGAAUAGAUACAUUUUUGUCUGCUGUAUUUUUUUUAAUAUAUAAAGAUAAUCUUUACUGUAACUGUACAGAUCUCUUUUGUUGUAAACAUCAUUAAACCAUUUUCCAAGUGUU
Messenger RNA from Hemibagrus wyckioides, 9121 nucleotides. RefSeq names its product POU class 2 homeobox 1b (gene pou2f1b). Gene Ontology annotation, cellular component: nucleus. NCBI's taxonomy places the organism in Eukaryota, Metazoa, Chordata, Actinopteri, Siluriformes, Bagridae. Gene Ontology annotation, biological process: regulation of transcription by RNA polymerase II. The record is from RefSeq and is a predicted model, not a curated record. Gene Ontology annotation, molecular function: RNA polymerase II cis-regulatory region sequence-specific DNA binding; DNA-binding transcription factor activity, RNA polymerase II-specific. The transcript has 14 exons. Bases 451 to 2553 code for a protein of 700 amino acids.